Messenger RNA from Hypanus sabinus (Atlantic stingray), 2906 nucleotides. Its product is annotated as immunoglobulin gamma-1 heavy chain-like. The record is from RefSeq and is a predicted model, not a curated record. The transcript is spliced from 10 exons. Lineage: Eukaryota; Metazoa; Chordata; Chondrichthyes; Myliobatiformes; Dasyatidae. The coding region runs from base 135 to 2564 and encodes 809 amino acids.
AUGGGAUUCUGUCCAAAUCGCGGCUCCCUCUCUCACUCACAGUCCAGGUCCCUAUUUAAACUGAGGCUCCGGACAGAGCCAGCCUGAAGCCGCCGACUUUUGGAGUGGCCAAGUCUGGCUCAGUGCACAGGACGAUGGGGGUCGUUCCUCAUCUCUGUCUCUUUCUGUCCUGCUUGGCAGGUGUGAGGUCCGUCAUCUACCCGGAUCAGCCCGCGUCAGUGGUCGUUAAGCCCGGCGAGUCCCACAAAUUAAACUGCAACGCUGAUGGGUUAGAUCUCAAAAGGCGAAACGUUCACUGGGUUAGGAUGUCCUCCAGGAAAGAGCUGGAGUGGCUGGCAAUAGUAUGGACGACAAACAAACCCGACUAUUUGCCUGCACUCCGAGACCGACUCAUCGCUUCCAAGACUGACGGAUCGGUCUUUCUAGAAAUGAAGGAUCUGAAAGUCGAGGACACGGCAGUCUACUACUGUGCGGAAGAUGGAGGAACUCCGAUCUACCACGGCGACGGGGAGCUGAACAGAAACUGGUCCCGACAAAGGAGCGUCUGCAGCGCAGUCUGUCUCCACGGAUUCCGCAUUGCUGCUUCCCAGAGUCAAAUCCCUAUUAUUGGAUGUGACGGGCAAAUGAAGUUAUUGCACUGUGUGAAUGGGGAGAUGGAGCACUGUGACGAUCUUCGAGUCUGGGGGAACGGUACCUCGCUGACAGUGACUUCAGAGGUCAAGUCCACACCAUCACUCUACAUCACUGCUUCCUGGAACAAAGAAACUGACCAAGACAUCAGCCUCCUUUGUCUGGUCAAGGACUUUCAGCCUGAGAGCAUCAGUCAGACAUGGUCCACUAACAGUGGGGACAUCACCACAGGAAUCAAGAAAUACCCGGCGGUGUUGGGGCAAAACUCAAAGUACACGAUGAGCAGCUUGCUCCGAGUCUCUGUGGCGGACUGGACGAAGAACAAAGUCUACUCCUGCAAGGCAGGGUACAAACCAAACGAGAUUGUGACAGUGAAGAUCCAGUCUCUGAAUCUCAUCUCCCUUGUUCCAUCCCCGGAGGAUGUCCAAAGUCAAGCCACUGCUGUCCUGGGCUGUAUGAUACAUGGAUUUCAUCAUCACAACCUUAAUAUUGCCUGGAAGAAAGAUGGAUUGGUUCAAACAGGCAACAUUCUCUCUUCCACUUCAAGAAUCAAUUCUAGUUCUGAAACCUUCACUUACCUGUCAAUGCCUAUGAAGGACUGGACCAACAAAUCUAAAUAUACUUGUGAAGUCAACCAUCCCUAUGGCUUCAGCAAGCUGGCCAGCAUGAGAUAUGCAGACGAAUUGUCUGUCUUUAUUCAAAAUCCUGACAUUGAAGAGGUGUGGAUCGGCAAAACUGCUACCGUGAAGUGCACGGUUCUCUGUACUGAUCCACAGAAUAUCCACAUCAGUUGGUUGGUGAACGGGACAGAGUCAAAAAUCCCUGCUUCCUCUGAAGAACCAGAAAGUAAAGGAAUCGUAAAAAUAGUGAUCAGUACAUUGAGCUCCAGUGUAGAGGAGUGGCUCAGUGGGGUGGAGUACGAGUGCUCUAUUCAAGAUUUUUCCACGUCCUCUAAAAUGUCAGCAAAGACAAAAAGAACCAAAGGAACAACAAAACAUCCUGAUGUCAGAUUGCUGCUUCCAACAGAGGAAGAAAUCAAGUCCAAUGGUUCUGCCAUUCUUGAGUGUGUGGCUGCGGGAUUCUACCCAGACCACAUAACUGUCACUUGGGAGAAGGGCAGCUCUGUGAUCAGGUCAGGCACCCAUGCUACACCGACCGCUCUGGAGCAGGGGGGCACUUUCAGUGUCAGACACUUCCUGACCGUGAGUUUACAGGAGUGGAAGACAGAAUCAGUCUUCAGCUGUACAGUGACUCAUCCCUCCUCCAACACCCGUAUCAAGAAGCAAGUGAAGAACAUCCCAGAAUUGUCUGUCCUUAUUCAAAAUCCUGACAUUGAAGAGGUGUGGAUCGGCAAAACUGCUACCGUGAAGUGCACGGUUCUCUGUACUGAUCCACAGAAUAUCCACAUCAGUUGGUUGGUGAACGGGACGGAGUCAAAAAUUCCUGCUUCCUCUGAAGAACCAGAAAGUAAAGGAAUCAUAAAAAUAGUGAUCAGUACAUUGAGUUCCAGUGUAGAGGAGUGGCUCAGUGGGGUGGAGUACGAGUGCUCUGUUCAAGAUUUUUCCACGUCCUCUAAAAUGUCAGCAAAGACAAAAAGAACCAAAGGAACAACAAAACGUCCUGAUGUCAGAUUGCUGCUUCCAACAGAGGAAGAAAUCAAGUCCAAUGGUUCUGCCAUCCUUGAGUGUGUGGCUGCAGGAUUCUACCCAGACCACAUAACUGUCACCUGGGAGAAGGGCAGCUCUGUGAUCAGGUCAGGCACCCAUGCUACACCGGCCGCUCUGGAGCAGGGGGGCACUUUCAGUGUCAGACACUUCCUGACCGUGAGUUUACAGGAGUGGAAGACAGAAUCAGUCUUCAGCUGUACAGUGACUCAUCCCUCCUCCAACACCCGUAUCAAGAAGCAAGUGAAGAACGUCCCAGGUACACCCUGAGAUUUGGUGGGAUAUGAGUCAAUCACAGCCAAUCUGUUCUGAAGCAUCAAUGUCUCCCAGAAAACCCGCCUUGUGUCAAUAUUUCACGUGUUCUGACCAUUUGUUUUAGAUCUUGUGUCUGCCUCUUCAUGAUUCCAUCUAUAAAGUACUUGUUUUAUUAGUUUGGUGAUUAUUAACUGACCCAGAGAAUCAUUUAGCUCAUUAAUUUCCUGACACUUACUACAUGAUGAAAAUCUGGAUUCUUCUCAUUGAGAACAAAAUUCAAAGCAUAUUAAUCAAAUGGCAUGAUUCACCACAAAUCUCUGUGCAGCCGGAUAACUUUCAGUGCUGUAUGUGAUUACA